Molecule: messenger RNA, 1469 nt
Organism: Clarias gariepinus (North African catfish)
Lineage: Eukaryota; Metazoa; Chordata; Actinopteri; Siluriformes; Clariidae
Gene: hcrtr2
Product: hypocretin (orexin) receptor 2
Exons: 7
Coding region: 16-1269 (417 amino acids)
Biological process (GO): feeding behavior; G protein-coupled receptor signaling pathway; circadian sleep/wake cycle process
Cellular component (GO): membrane
Molecular function (GO): orexin receptor activity
Source: RefSeq, a predicted model, not a curated record
GGAGUGACAGUCGGCAUGGCCGGGGUCACCGUCACUUACGGCUGCCGUGACUGCUCCGUGUCCAAUUUGACUGGGAGCUCCGCGCAUCUGCGCUUCGACGAGGACGACGAACUUCUGAAAUACAUCUGGAGUGGAUACUUGUAUCCGAAGCAGUACGAGUGGGUCCUGAUUGUAGCGUACAUCGUUGUCUUUUUGUGCUCUCUGAUCGGAAACACAUUGGUUUGUUUUGCAGUGUGGAAAAACCAUCACAUGCGCACAGUGACCAACUACUUUAUUGUUAACCUGUCCUUUGCUGAUAUCCUAGUCACCAUUAUUUGCCUUCCUGCAAGUCUUGUAGUGGACAUCACAGAAACAUGGUUCUUUGGAGAUACACUCUGUCGGAUCUUACCUUAUUUACAGACAAUAUCUGUGUCUGUAUCCGUUCUGACGCUCAGCUGCAUUGCCCAGGAUCGGUGGUAUGCUAUCUGCCACCCUCUAAAGUUCAAGAGCACUGCAAAACGGGCUCGUAGGAGCAUCAUCUUGAUCUGGUUGGUGUCCUGCAUGAUUAUGAUUCCCCAGGCUGUCGUCAUGGAGUGUAAAAGCCUGCUGCCUGAGCUUACCAACAAGACAGUUCUCUUUACUCAGUGCGACGAACAGUGGGGAGAUGAGAUCUACCCCAUGAUCUACCACACCUGCUUCUUUAUUGUCACCUAUUUUGCCCCUUUGUGUCUGAUGGUUCUGGCAUACAUCCAGAUUUGCCAAAAACUCUGGUGUCAACAGAUUCCAGGGAGCUCAUCAGUGGUGCAGAGAAAAUGGAAAUCCCUGCAGUGUUCAGCUCAGGUUGCCGGUCCUGGUGAGUCAGUUAAGGUCAGGACCAGUGCAGUGCCAGCUGAGAUCAAGCCAAUGAAAUCUCGACGGAAAACUGCAAAAAUGCUGAUGGUGGUGCUCUUUGUCUUUGUCAUCUGUUACCUUCCCAUCAGCGUCCUUAAUAUCAUGAAAAGAGUGUUUGGUUAUUUCAAGAACACAAACAACAGAGAGACAGUGUAUGCCUGGUUCACCUUUUCCCACUGGCUUAUAUACGCCAACAGCGCCGCCAAUCCCAUAAUCUACAAUUUCCUCAGUGGUAAAUUUCGAGAGGAGUUCAAAGCAGCCUUUGCCUGUCACUGUUCAGGUCGAGGGGAACGAAAGGAAAGGGUGAGGACCAAGAUGGGCACCGACAGCCACAAAUCCCUGUCCACGCAAGUCAGUCAUUUCGACAAAGUCUCACGGAUCUCGGACCAGGUCAUGUAGCAAUGAUCUGCAAGAGUUAGAAUUGCACAGCAUGCCACUUCACUACUGGUUUAUAGGACAAAGCAAAGACAGUGAGGGCUCAAGGGCUCAGACUUACUCAAUUGAUAUGCAAGAUGAAGUCAUAUUUGCUUCAGCGUAUCACCCACUCAUCAGAGGGAAAAUGGCAUUCUGCAUCAUUAAAGCAGACAAGAAACCAAUGA